CAGCUCUGCGUCAGGGGUAGUUAUAUCAGGACCUCGCCGGUUAUUACUUCCUUGCAAACUGUGGUCGACAUCUUUCACGAAGCUCAUCUGACAUUUUCUUUAUAAAGCUCCUUCAGAAUAUAACGCAGCCAAGAUGUCCUCGUACGAAGAAGGGAAUGACUCAAAAUUAAUGCGCAAAGUAAAGGAAAAUCCCUUUGUCCCAUUGGGAAUGGCUGGAUUUGUUGCCAUUGUUGGACACCAGCUGUAUAAAAUGAAAAAUCGAGGGGACACAAAAAUGUCAGUACACCUCAUCCACAUGCGUGUAGCUGCACAAGGCUUUGUGGUAGGAGCCAUAACAGUAGGUGUCUUGUAUUCAAUGUACAACCAGUACAUCAGGCAUCCCAAAGAAGAGCAGAAUUCUGAGAAACACAAUUAAAAACUGAAUCUUACUGUCAAACGUCUGUGGAAUUAGGACCAUCAUUUCUAGAUGUGCAUUUAGAAGCUAAUCAGUGACUAAAAAACAACCCUAUGGCACAUCACUUUUUAAAAUUGAACAUUAGUGGCCACCAGCUUAUGGGUGUAAGAUUUGGUGCUUUAUUUGGCAGUCUUUCAAGUGUAGCAUAAGGGAUGUUUAUGUAGGAGAUGCCCACACUGAUAUAUCGGCUUUAUGUAAAUUGCAUAAAACAAUAUUUGUAGCAGAUAAACACAUGACUCAAUGUAUGUCAAGGCCAAAUUAAAAUAAUUUGUGUUUUAGCCUGCUCUUUUUUUCAUUGUCCUUGUUUUAAUCCCCAAAGCAGCCUAAGAACAUUUUUAACAGAUUUCUGCCAGUAACAUAUAAUAUAUAUAAAUAUAUAUUUGUUUAUUGUUUUAAAUCAAGUUUCUGGUAGAAUAUUUUGGGGUUUUUAUUCAUUCAUAUGUACUGUACUGUACUGUAACAAGGUCUCCUUUUUUCAUAUUUUGUUUUGCUUCUGCUUGUUAUGAAAAAAGUGCAAUCUAUUUAGUGAUAACUCUUAUUCAAAGCAUUUACAGUCUAUUACUGUUUGAGUACAUAGCAGGCUUUUUGUAAAAGUCACCCUAAUUUCUUUAAAUAAUUAUAAAUUGCUGCUGUGUAUACACCUCUAUUGUGUGCUUUCAAUUGAUGUUUUUCUUAGUUUAAAAAUGCAUUCUCUGAUAUACUCUGCAAAUUGUUUGACUGACUUUAGGCAGAUUACAGAAAGAUUACAGAAAGCUACUUCUGUUUCAAACCUGUCACCUUUUUUCAAAUAGUGAACCCCUGCUCCCUCUAACUUAAAAAUGUUUGGUAUUCUUUGAAAUAAACACAACAUAUAA
Cyprinodon variegatus (sheepshead minnow) is the source of this 1308-nucleotide messenger RNA. It is a transcript of the gene higd1a, whose product is annotated as HIG1 hypoxia inducible domain family member 1A. Gene Ontology annotation, biological process: mitochondrial respirasome assembly. Gene Ontology annotation, cellular component: mitochondrion. The transcript is spliced from 4 exons. Lineage: Eukaryota; Metazoa; Chordata; Actinopteri; Cyprinodontiformes; Cyprinodontidae. Bases 134 to 415 code for a protein of 93 amino acids. The record is from RefSeq and is a predicted model, not a curated record.